UGUCCUUCCCGUCUCAGGAUUACUAUGGCAAAGAGCUGCAGAAGUCAGAGGACCUGAAAACCAAUGCAUGCGUCACCUUGGCCAGGCCCCUUCCCAAGGCAGUGAGAGAUGCUUUGGAGCGUGUCCACGAGGAGGUGGUGGCCAGGUACUACGGUUGCGGUCUGGUGAUCCCCGAGUGCCUGGCGUCAUGCCGGAUCCUGGACCUGGGCAGCGGCAGCGGCAGAGACUGUUACCUGCUGAGCCAGCUGGUUGGGGAGCGUGGCCAGGUCACCGGGAUAGACAUGACGGAGGACCAGGUCGAGGUGGCGAAGAAGCACGUUGCCUACCACAUGGACAAGUUUGGCUACCAAAAGCCGAACGUGGAGUUCCUCCAGGGCUACAUGGAGAAGCUGGGUGAUGCUGGGCUGGCCGACGAGAGCUAUGAUAUUGUCAUUUCCAACUGCGUGAUCAACCUUGCCCCUGACAAGAGGGCCGUGCUGCGGGAGGCCUACCGUGUGCUGAAGCCUGGGGGAGAGAUAUACUUCAGCGAUGUCUACGCCAGCCAGCGCCUGAGCGAGGCCGUCCGGAAGCACAGGGUGCUGUGGGGGGAGUGCCUGGCGGGAGCCCUAUACUGGAGAGACCUGUACAGCAUCGCCGAGGAGGUGGGGUUCAGCCCCCCACGCCUAGUUACUGCCAGCCCCAUCACCAUCGGUAACAAGGAGCUGGAGGGCAUCAUUGGCGACUGCCGCUUCGUCUCUGCAACUUUCCGCCUAUUCAAGGUGCCGGGUAGCAGCCGGGCCGGGCCGGGCCAGGUCAUCUACAAUGGUGGCAUCGUGGGGCACGAACGAGAGCUGGUGUUUGAUGCCAACUUCACUUUCAAGGAAGGAGAGGUGGUGGAUGUGGAUGCCGAGAUGGCGGCGAUCUUGCAGAGCUCCAGGUUUGCGGAGGAGUUCCUGAUCCGAGCUGGUGGGGCCAACGCUGCCGCACCGCAGGGCUGCUGUUGCACAGAAGUGAAGGAGAUCUGCGAUCCCUUCCAGCUACUGGAGCAGCUGGGGGCCCCGGUUCCUGCCUGCCGUCCUGGUGGCACCUGUGGUCCCCUGGGAUGCUGCUGA
Cariama cristata (Red-legged seriema) is the source of this 1091-nucleotide messenger RNA. RefSeq names its product arsenite methyltransferase (gene AS3MT). The transcript has 9 exons. The record is from RefSeq and is a predicted model, not a curated record. Gene Ontology annotation, cellular component: cytosol. Gene Ontology annotation, biological process: arsonoacetate metabolic process; toxin metabolic process. Gene Ontology annotation, molecular function: arsenite methyltransferase activity. NCBI's taxonomy places the organism in Eukaryota, Metazoa, Chordata, Aves, Cariamiformes, Cariamidae. The annotation marks the transcript as partial.